GCCAAUAUUUUUUAUUUUUCCAUGCCUGGUAAUUACAGCAGUUUAUAUUUUAUAAAGUCAUAUGCAGACAGAGGUUUUUUUUAUCUUUUUUCAAGAUAAAUAAACGCUUGUUCAAGUAUUCUGUGAAAUAAGAAAUAACAGAUAUUUGCUGCGAUUGAGGUGUUAUAGAUUGUGUUAUAGUUUAGUUAGGUGGCACCGUUUAGUUACAAGUUGAUAAAUAUUACACUUAUUACAAAACCUUUUCUAUAAUGGGAGUUCCAAAGUUUUUUAGAUAUAUAAGCGAAAGAUAUCCCUGUUUAAGUGAAGUAGUUAAGGAUUAUCAGAUCCCAGAAUUUGAUAACAUGUAUUUGGAUAUGAACGGUAUAAUACAUAUGUGUUCUCAUCCUGAUGAUAACAAUCCACAUUUUCGUAUCACAGAGGAGAAAAUAUUUAAAGAUAUAUUUCAUUAUUUGGAAGUUUUAUUUCGCAUGAUUAGGCCCCAAAAACUGUUUUUUAUGGCUAUUGAUGGUGUAGCACCAAGGGCUAAAAUGAACCAGCAGAGGGGGCGUAGGUUCAGGUCAGCCAAAGAUGCAGAAAAACAAGAGGCAGACGCUCUAAAAAAGGGUGAAAUUUUACCAAGCGAAUCAAGGUUUGACUCGAAUUGUAUUACUCCGGGAACUGUGUUUAUGGCUCGAUUACACGAACAGUUAAAGUAUUUUGUAGUAGAUAAAUUAUCAAAUGAUUCGUUAUGGAGAGGAGUGACUGUUAUUUUAUCAGGACAUGAGACACCUGGUGAAGGUGAACACAAAAUUAUGGAUUAUAUAAGGUAUAUGAGGUCCCAGCCAGGUUACGACCCUAACACAAGGCAUUGUUUAUAUGGAUUAGAUGCCGAUUUAAUUAUGUUAGGUUUGUGUACACAUGAGCCUCAUUUUAGUUUGUUGAGAGAGGAGGUGAAAUUUGGAAAAAAGUCUAAAAGACUGUCAGUUCCAGAAGAGAUUACUUUUUUUUUACUUCACUUAUCACUGAUGAGAGAAUAUUUGGAACUUGAAUUUGCACCAGUUAAAGAAAAAUUGACUAACUUUGAAUAUGAUUUUGAAAAAAUCAUCGAUGAUUGGGUUCUUAUGGGAUUUUUAGUGGGCAAUGACUUUAUACCCAAUUUGCCACAUUUGCACAUAGCUGAUGGAGCAUUGCCCAUUUUGUAUAAAGCAUACAUGGACGUCUUACCUACAUUAGAUGGGUACAUUAAUGAAGCUGGCACUUUAAAUUUAUCACGUUUCGAAAAGUUUAUGCAGAAACUAUCAGACUUUGACAUAGAAAAUUUUGAAGAUAUUCGUGAUGACAAAAUGUUUCUGGAAUCAAAAAAAUUGAUGACUGCUGAAGAUUUUCUUCAACCACUCAUUGUUGAUCCAAAAGUUUUCAAGGAAUUAUCAAACAUGUUUGCUUACAAACCUAAAGGGAAAUCUUCACAGAAAGAUACUCAGCAGAAUAAUGGAGAUAGAGAUAUUCCAGGAGAGUUGCUUAAGUCUGAAAAAUCCAAAUCUAAUACCGAUUCGCAAUUAGCAGCUCUUAUUAAGGACACUGAUGAUAUGUUUUCAGAAGAAUCGGAAAACGAUAGUGAUAAAGAUGAGGACGAACUGGCAUUUGAAAAUUUUAAAAAGGACUACUAUAGAAAUAAGCUAGACUAUGAGAAUGUCACACCUGAGGUACUGCGGGAUCAGGCUGAAGGAUAUGUCAGAGCAAUACAGUGGAACUUGAAUUAUUACUACAAUGGCGUGUGCUCUUGGUCGUGGUACUAUCCCCACCAUUACGCACCUUACAUUUCCGAUAUUAAAGACUUUUCCAAUUUAAAAAUCGACUUUGAAUUGGGACAACCUUUUAAACCAUAUGAACAACUGUUGGCAGUUUUGCCGCCGGCCAGUAAAGACCUUUUGCCAUCUGCUUAUCAUGCUUUGAUGACCAGUGAAGAAUCAGUAAUGAAAGAAUAUUAUCCUGACAACUUUGAAACUGAUUUAAAUGGUAAAAAGCAGGAAUGGGAAGCUGUUGUAUUGAUACCUUUUAUGGACGAGAAAUUGCUUUUGGAAAGUAUGCAAUCAUGUAACGACAAACUAACUCCCGAAGAGUUACGGAGGAACCAGCCCGGUCCCAUGCUGGUUUACACUUUUACCAGUCAGGAUAUGGGCCAGUACGACGCUCCCGGCUAUUUCCCUCCAGUGAAACGUAAUCGCGCCAAACUGAUGCCUCUUACUAUAGAGAGCAUCAGGGUACCCCGCGACAAGUUGGUCAAAGGGGCUUAUCCGGGAGCCAGUUUUGACGUAUACUAUCCUGGGUUUCCUACCAUGAAGCACCUGAAAUAUACCGCCCAGCUAGAGAAGGCGAAAGUACGUGUGUUUGAGCAACCCAGUCGUUACGAGAAUAUGAUACUAAAAAUUAUACAGGAGGAAGAAAUAGACGGGGAAAAUGACGUUCCAGUUCAUAUGUUAAACACGAAUGUUUUUGUUGGUUGGCCCCAUUUAAUUGAAGCAAGGGUUGUUGCCAUAUCGAACGCCAAACGAAAAUAUAUUAGUAUGGGAGGCCAGAAUCAGUACAAUACCGAAGAAUACGACAAAAAGAAUUAUUUUGAGACACUUUAUGGUGGCAUAGUUGACAGGUACAAGAACAAUUUGGGCGUGGAAGUAGGAGAUGUACAAAUUGUGUGCCACGUGCAAGUAAUGAUCGGUCGCAAAUACGUGUUUUCCCCUAGCGGCCGUUUGACUUUGGAGAAACAAUUUUCUGAAAACACUGCGGUAUAUCCGUUGCAAACGGUGGUAUCGGAAAUAAGUGUUUUUGAUCAACACCAUUCGACGUUUAGAGAUGUCCUGGACGUUUUUUCGGAAGGGUCCAUUUGUUUCACGUUGUGUAAUCCAUAUUAUGGGUCUCAAGGAAUCGUACUGGACAGUCGCGAAAUCAUCGCCAGAGGAAGGAUAAAAGUUUGCAUAUCUGUUACAGAAGAGCCAGACUUCGAACAUAUAAGACGCAAAUACGCUGAAAGCGCCAGAGCCUACAAGCCAUUGCAUGUCGUUUCUAGCCAACUAGGAAUGAGUCACAUUUUGUUUUCAAGAACCACAGGAUCAAUUUUCGUGUCUGUAAAAGGAUCGUCGAAAGAUGUCAAUAUCGGGCUCGAUCUUAAACUUAACAAGAGAAACAAGGAAACUCCAGGUUACACGAAAAGAGUGGGUGCUACGUGGUACUACUCAGACAAAUGUCUCGAUUUAGUAAGACAAUAUACCGAAAAGUUUCCAGAGGUUUUUUGCUUUUUUUGUCAAAACGUAAAUAAACAUGAAAUCGCCGCAAAGGAUAUAUUUUCCGAAGAUAUCUGUUUGCCCACAUUUAAUUCGGAAAAGCAAACGUGUGGUAGCAACUAUAUAGAGCAGGAUAUUGUGCAAAAAAUAGAAUCUACUGUAGAUGAAUUUUUAAAGAUUGCUCAGUCUAAGAAAAUUACAAUGCAGGUCAAACCUUCGCUUCUUUAUAAGCCUGAGAUACAAAGUAAAACUUUGGCACCUGACGAUAAAAUGACGGUAGAAAUACUUGACAGAAUAAUAAAUACCAGGAAAGGUUUUAGUGUACCGUUUGGCCUUAAAGGCACGGUCAUAGCUAAAACCGAGUCAUUAACCAAUAACGAUAUGGACGUUUUGUACGACGUGGUAUUUGACAAAACGUUUAAAGAUGGUAUGACUCUAAACUGUUCAGCGGAGAGAGGGUAUAGAUUACCCAAAACUGCGUUUAUAAACAUUUCUUAUGGUAGAAGAUUACUGGAGGAGAAAACAGGAAAACAAGGAUCUUUGGUAGCAUUAGCAGAAUCUGGGCAAAAGCAAUCUAUUGUUCUGCUCAACAAUAAUAGUCAGAGAUUCUUCAAUCAGUUCAGUCAAAAUAAUCAACUGGGUCUAAAUCAAAACAAAUCAUAUUUACCUAAUUACAGCCAAGCUGAGCAUAAUCUACAAGGUUCGGCGUUUGCUAGUUUUAAUAAUCAAGCCAACGAACCGCCAUACCAAAAAAACCAACAGCAGCAAAUUUUGCCUUACAACUCAUCUACGCAGGUUGAAUCCAGUUUUCAACCAAGGCAAAUAAAAGUUGGAAAAAAGACUGAUGAAGAAAAACCAACAACUUCAAAGAAAGUUUUGACAAAAACUGAAAAUCCGUCUCUACCAAGUAUGCCACCAAGGACUGUAAAUACGGAAUAUCUGAAAAAUCUUUUGAAAAUAGGCAUGUCAGAAAACAAGGAACUGAAUGCGCCUAAAAAUAAAAUUAAACAAGUUGAACCAGUUCAAGAUUCAACCCCUAAAAGUACAUCAUCUAAUAAUAAUAGUAAUAAUAGCGGGAAUCUGUCUUUUGAAAUGUUGGCUGCUAAAGUUGCCGAAGCUCCCUCUAGUGUCAGGUUAUUAACUUAUUAUCAGUCAAAUAACCUAGGAAUUCCAAGGUAUCAGUAUUUCCAGUCGGAUGGUCAGUAUAGAGCUCAAAUCACUUUGUCUAAUGGAGAGAUUGUGAUGGGAAAGCCCGGUCAGAAUAAAGAAUUAGCCACUGAAAAUGUUGCUUCUGAUGUGUUACAUAUACUGAUUCAGAGGGCUAAGGGAACUGAUGCAUCACACGGACCAGAUAAAAAUCUUCCUGUGCCGCCCAAAACCUGGGUUAAGCCACAACAAGAGAGUACCGCUAGUGAAACAAAAUCAUCACGGCGUCGUAACGAUCAGGCUCUUAAAACAGCCCUUCACAAUCCUUUCGUUCCUACGCAAGUUAUUAAAAGGCAGAGUAACAAAAGUAUUAGCGAAACUACUCAAGGUGAUAAUAGUGUAUGCGUGUCUGCAUCUUCCAAAACUCAAAAACAUCUUAAAAACACGGAUAAACCUGCCAAGAAUAACGAAAAAGAGAAUGGGAAUCAUCAAAAUAACCAUCAUAAGGCAAAGAAGAAUAGACUACCUAGAAUUGCUGCAAAUUUUUCUCAAUGUAAAUGAAUCUAUUUAAGAGCAAAAAAACCUUUUUAUUUUUAGUUAUUAGAUUGUUUAACGAGAAAUAAAAACUAUUUUUUUAAUAUCUUCUUUAUUAAACAUUAUAUUAAAUUUAUAUUAUUUUGAGAAAACUAAAGGAAUCAUUAUAGA
Messenger RNA from Sitophilus oryzae (rice weevil), 5108 nucleotides. It is a transcript of the gene pcm, whose product is annotated as 5'-3' exoribonuclease 1-like. NCBI's taxonomy places the organism in Eukaryota, Metazoa, Arthropoda, Insecta, Coleoptera, Curculionidae. Gene Ontology annotation, cellular component: nucleus. Gene Ontology annotation, molecular function: RNA binding; 5'-3' RNA exonuclease activity. The record is from RefSeq and is a predicted model, not a curated record. Gene Ontology annotation, biological process: nuclear-transcribed mRNA catabolic process; rRNA catabolic process.